CAGGAUCUAUCUGACAUCAGCAAUGAUAUCCCUGUUUCUGCGUCCUCUUCUGGAAUCCAGCUUGAAUUUCUGGCAGUUCCCUGUCGAUAUAUUGGUGCAGCUGCUUUUGAAUGAGAGAAUGCACUAUAGAACACAAUUCACACAAAUCCACACUCUGUCCUGAGUGAGGUUUUGAUUUCUCCUCUGGCUGAACACGGGGGAGCAGCACCUAGAGGAGCUGUGCUUUAGGCACUAAAGAUGCAGCAGUGAACAAAGCAGACACAGACACCUGCUCUUAUGGAUCUGAUUUUCUUAGUCUUUAACAGCAAUAGAUAACUCAGCACAGAGUGUCAAUUUGUAUGAAUUGUGUUCUAUCAUGCAUUCUCCUAAUAGUAAAUGGAUUUAAAAUUUUCUCUUCUAAAAUUAAACAGGAUGUAAGUCACUCAACAGAGCAGAAAAAAAUCUAGUUUUUGUGAUUUAAUAAUUGAAAUGUUUGUUGUGAUAUGAUUUUUUCACAUGAGAAUUAAGUCACCAUCUUCUAUUCAUAAAAUAGCCCAAUUGCACUAUACUGAAUUAAAAAAAAUUGACAAAGGAUCUUAUCAAUGGUACACAUUGGUCAAUCCUUAUAAUAUUUCUUGAUUAUACUCAUUGAAUUGCAGUAUUGUUUUCCUCAAAAGUUGUCAGGCAUAAUGUGUUUAUAAGCUUAUAAAAUCAAAGUCCAGUAGCUAGCUGGCAGUGACGUUACACAAAUGUUCACUUCUCUAUAAAUACUACAUGAAUGUAACUUACGAUUUCAGAAGUUACCAGGAGGUCUUGGCCAUGAUCGGUUCUUCUUUUCCAACUUCUGCAGCAGUUUUUGCCCUACUUGCCCUGAAUGUCAGUGCCCUGGACACUUUCCUAGCUGCAGUGUAUGAACAUGCUAUCAUAUUGCCAAACAAAGCAGAAACACCCGUUUCUCAGGAAGAUGCCUUGCUCCUGAUGAACAAGAAUAUAGAUAUUCUGGAGAAAGCGAUUACAGAGGCAGCUGAGAAGGGCGCUCAAAUCAUUGUGACUCCAGAAGAUGCACUUUAUGGAUGGGACUUUACUCGGGAAACCAUUUUUCCUUAUCUGGAGAAUAUCCCAGACCCUCAGGUGAACUGGAUUCCAUGUCAAGAUACCCACAGAUUUGGUCACACACCGGUGCAAACAAGACUCAGUUGCUUGGCUAAGAACAAUUCUGUCUAUGUCUUGGUGAAUAUUGGGGACAAAAAGCCAUGUAAUUCUCGUGACUCCACAUGCCCUUCCAAUGGCUAUUAUCAAUAUAAUACCAACGUGGUGUACGAUACAGAGGGAAAACUGGUGGCACGUUACCAUAAGUACCACCUCUACUCUGAGCCUCAGUUUGAUGUCCCUAAAAAGCCGGAGUUGGUGACUUUCAACACUUCUUUUGGGAGAUUUGGCAUUUUCACCUGCUUUGAUAUACUCUUCCAUGAUCCUGCUGUGACCCUGGUGGAAGGUUUCCAGGUGGACACCAUCCUCUUCCCGACAGCUUGGAUGAAUGUUUUACCCCUUUUGACAGCUAUUGAAUUCCACUCAGCCUGGGCAAUGGGAAUGAGAGUUAAUCUUCUUGUAGCCAACACACAUCAUGUCAGCCUAAAUAUGACAGGGAGUGGCAUCUAUGCACCACACUCUCCCAAAGUGUAUCAUUAUGAUAUGGAAACAGCAUCUGGAAAGCUUCUUCUUUCAGAGGUGGAUUCACACCCUCGCGUCUCUCCUGCCUACCCAGCAGCCAUAAAUUGGAGUGCCUACGCCAGGACCAUCAAACCAUUCCCAAUACAGAAAAACACUUUUGGGGGAUUUAUUUCCCGUGAUGAGUUCAACUUCACAGAACUUUAUGAAAGUGCAGGAAAUCUUACAGUCUGUCAAAAAGAGCUCUGCUGUCAUUUAAGCUACAGAAUGUUAGAAAAAGAGGAAAAUGAAGUCUAUGUUCUAGGAGCUUUUACAGGACUUCAUGGACGAAGAAGACUAGAGUACUGGCAGGUAUGCACAAUGCUGAAAUGCAAAACUGCUAAUUUGACAACUUGCGGACAGCCAGUAGAAACUGCUUCGACAAGAUUUGAAAUGUUCUCCCUAAGUGGCACCUUUGAAACAAAGUAUGUUUUUCCCGAAGUAUUACUUAGUAAAAUUCAUCUGUCACCUGGAAAAUUUGAGGUACUAAAAGAUGGGCGUUUGGUAAACAAGAAUGGAACAUCUGGACCUAUCCUAACAGUGUCACUGUUUGGGAGGUGGUACACAAAGGACUUACUUUACAACUCAGGCAGGACCAGCAAUUCAGCAAGAAGUUACCUACUAAUAUCCAUAUUAUUAAUGAUCACAGCUUUGCAAAAUAUUGUGAUGGCAUAGGACAUCUCUUUACCACAUUUUUGUUUGUAUCACAUAUUUUGCAAUCAGGUUCCCACAUUCACUAUGAAACUUUGAAGACUAAGUAGUAUAAACCAAUAAUUCCUAAAUAUUUUUUUCUCAUCAAGGAUUAUUUUUAAGUAUUACAGUAUUUUGCCCCCUUUUGGCUACUCUGAAAUGUUACAGUGUGGUAUAAUGAAAAGAACAUAGAUGUUUGGGUCAGACAAAUGAGGGUCAAACCACAGCUCCAACCAUGUGUGUCCAUUGUGCAACCUUGUGUGUGCUUAUGUAUAUGAGAGGGUGCAGAGAGAAGAGCUUUAGGCAGCAAUUUCCAGGGCAUUGUAAACAUAGCUGGGCCCUUUGGAGAAAACAGUAAUGAUUGGAAUUGAGAGAGUCAUCACUGAAUUCCCUUUGACAUUAAAGACAAUCUGAGCUCCCUAGUUUUCUGUGCUAAUGAUAAGGAGAAAUUUCGUUCCAAUCAGAUGACAAUGUUGAUAUUUUCUUAACAGUGUUAGUUGAGAUGUGCUAGAUGUACUAGAAGGGAUGCCAGCUGUUCGUAUCAGUGGAGACCUGGCCCAGGGCAUUCAUAGCCCUGAAGUGUCUAAUCUGAGGGUUGUGGUAUAAUAGCCACAAAUCCCACAACACAAAGAUAGUCACUGUUAAUAGUAAUGCUGUUUUCAACAAUGGGCAGUCUACUUUUUUCCAAAUACACAUAUCCCAUGCUACUUAAAAUAUAAUAGUGUAGUUGUUAUCAAUCAUUGUAUGUAGAUACUCUAAAAAUUAAAAGAAAUGCCUAUGAUUUUCCAGUUUUGUUUUUUCUGUGUCCAAAAUAAUUUUAAAUUGAAACUUUUCCUUAAAAAAACACUAUUGAACCAUUUAUGUUUUAUCUUUAUGUACUAUUGUAAAUCUACUCCUUAUGAAUUCAAUUUACAUAUUCUAUUAAAAUGCACUGGGAAACUAAGACUACUUUGUUAAUAAGUGGUUAUAGCAUUAAAAGAAAGGAAUGGAGGUUAAAUCACUUACUGUGCUUCAUUUGGAGAAAAAUUUAUAUGUUCCAUGUGUCUCACCUUGGGCCAUCAAAGAUGGUAAUUUUCAGAGUGAUGAAUGUGCACGUAUCUAUAUAGUCCAAGUCACAUAAUCAACAAAAUUGUGUGUUGUUUUGACUUAGGCAAUGAUAUUUUAGCUCUGGAGUUUAAAUUUUGACUGGACGUCAACACCUGACCCUUAACACAUUGAGUAAGAUACAAGCAAGGAGUUCCGCACAGAUUCUUAGGGACAGUUCUUCCUCUGAUUAAAGCUUACAGUUGUUAGCUGUGUCUCAAUUGAUUAACAGAAAAGAAAAAAAAAAAAAAAGACCAAGGAAAAAGGCAA
This is a messenger RNA of Trichechus manatus latirostris (Florida manatee), 3729 nucleotides long. It is a transcript of the gene VNN2, whose product is annotated as vanin 2. Gene Ontology annotation, biological process: pantothenate metabolic process. The record is from RefSeq and is a predicted model, not a curated record. The transcript is spliced from 7 exons. NCBI's taxonomy places the organism in Eukaryota, Metazoa, Chordata, Mammalia, Sirenia, Trichechidae. Gene Ontology annotation, molecular function: pantetheine hydrolase activity. Bases 754 to 2361 code for a protein of 535 amino acids.